Neodiprion fabricii is the source of this 4782-nucleotide messenger RNA. It is a transcript of the gene l(3)76BDm, whose product is annotated as trafficking protein particle complex subunit 8. The record is from RefSeq and is a predicted model, not a curated record. Gene Ontology annotation, molecular function: protein binding. Gene Ontology annotation, cellular component: TRAPPIII protein complex; phagophore assembly site; cytoplasmic vesicle. The transcript is spliced from 10 exons. NCBI's taxonomy places the organism in Eukaryota, Metazoa, Arthropoda, Insecta, Hymenoptera, Diprionidae. Gene Ontology annotation, biological process: protein localization to phagophore assembly site; endoplasmic reticulum to Golgi vesicle-mediated transport. The coding region runs from base 183 to 4511 and encodes 1442 amino acids.
UCAUGGUCGCCCCUACAGAUAUGACGAUGGCUACAUACUGUCAAAAGUUGUAAUUUACCUAGAAUUAAGUCAAUUAAUUAGAGAAGAUGAGUGAUUACACAUCUAAAAUGCAAAAAUAGAAUUCCAAACCUCUAUGUGAAUUUAUAAAUUGGAAUAAUUUCAUAUUUAUAAAAGGAAUAAUCAUGGCCCAGUGCAAGUUAACCCCACAAGAGUUUAUCAGUAACUGUUUUUCACCUCAGAUUGCUGCCGUUUGCUCAACUGCUGCAGAAAAUACUUGUCAAAAAAAUAAUUUGACAUUUAUAGAACUGCUACAACCGUUUUGUAAACUCAAUGCUGAAGGGCACAUCAAAGAUCCACAAGGGGCGGCUGUCACAGUUCGCAACCUUCGUUUAUCAGUCCAAGAUGUAAACGUACGUCCACCACAGCCUACUUUAGCUCGAAAAAUGCUUAAUGAGUCCGUUAGCUCUUCACCAUGUGAACGAACAACUAUUGUGCAAAUUGGGACAACGAACUUGGAGAUUCCCAUGUCCGUCCCAUGGUUUGAGUCAUGGAGAGAGAUGCUUUUGGCUGUACAGUUUCCAUCCGAUCAUGAAUUUACUAAACAUUUUCUGGCAUGCAUGAUCAUUGUUUCAACCGGGGAUGAUAAUCCAUUAGAAAAGAUUCAGCAUAUGGGUGCCCAGCUGAAUCAAAGUAUACCUGGAAAACUGCCAAAAUGGUUCAACAAUAAUGCCUUGAGAUAUUAUAUAUUGAUUCAUGAUACUUUUCAAGAUGAUAAAAAUAAGGCAGAAACAGUGUACACAGAUAUGAAGAAUAUUUAUGGAUCCAACAAUUGUUUCUUAUUACAAAUGAACUCGAGACCACCAGGUCCAUUGGACGACACCACACAUUUACCAGAUCCUUGGUGUCAAUUUUUAAGUAAACAUUCAGACUUAUCAGAAAGCAGUGAACAAAGUAGCUCUCCCAGAACACCAGCAGAUACUAGUGGAGUAUCUGCAAUGCCUAGUCAGGUUACGACUGAACCAGACAGAACAAGUCUGGCUGGUACCCCAAUAGCGCCACGUAAUCCAAUGUUGGGUUCUCCAGAUAUAUGUGAUACAAUAAGCCUUUCAUCGGAUGCAGCGGAAUCAUCGAUUGGUUCACUUGAAGUUGGACAGGAAGCAGUUCCCGUUACGACUCAUCCAUUGAGUCCAGAGAAUGAGAAAUCCUCAUGCAAUUUUAUACCGUCAGUAACCCUGAAAAAUCAAAUGGAAAAUAAUACUCCAAUUAACGAUAACGUUUGGGCAGAUUCACCUAGUCAGCCAACCAUUCAACAUGGUAUAAGAUUGUCCUCUCAGGAUUUGGAGAGGUUGCGAACAUUGAUUACAGAAUUUUGUUUGAAAAGUUUACUACCAUAUGUUGAAAAACAAAUUGGACUGCUCAAUGAUGUUAUUUCCAAUAAGAAAGGUGUUAGUAGAUCCUUAUUUAGUGCUACAAAACGUUGGUUUGUUACUAACAAGCCUGGGGCACCUGGAUCUGCCCCAGCAAAUGCAGUGAUCUACACUGCUGAGUCCCCUGAGCUUCAACUUCGGAGAUUAGGAGAUCUUUGCUUCAUGUUUGGCCACUACUCUCUUGCCUACCAAGCUUAUCACAGUGCAAAACGCGACUUUGCAGCUGACCAAGCAUGGCUGUAUUAUGCAGGUGCUUUAGAAAUGGCUGCAUUAAGCGCUUUUAUGCAAGGUGAAAUGACCAGGAAAUCAAUUGAGUAUAUGGAUGAUGCAAUUUCAACAUACUUGAACAGUUGUAAAGUGCCACAAUUUGCGACUAGAGCUACUUUGUUGAGUGCUGAAUGCCUUAAAGGUCGUGGCUUGUAUGGUGAAGCUGCGAAACAAUUGAUCCGAAUGACUAGUGAAGACUCAGACUUGAGAUCAGCUGUUCUUUUAGAACAGGCUGCGUACUGUUUUAUUGGGUCAAAAAUGAUGCGCAAAUAUGCAUUCCAUAUUGUAUUGGCUGGACACCGGUAUUCUAAAGCUGGACAAAGGAAACAUUCUUUAAGAUGUUAUCAGCAGGCCUACCAGGUGUACAAUAACCGGGGCUGGUCAUUGGCAGAGGAUCAUAUACAUUUUACAAUUGGUAGGCAAGCUGCAUCAUUGAAGCUAGUCAAAGAUGCUGCCAAAGCUUUUGAAAAGUUACUUAAUGCUUCUAGCAAACAGCCAGCUCCUCAACAGGCAGCUUUUCUCAGAGAAUUUCUUCAUAUUCACAACCUACUAUUCAAGGAAGAAAUCGGGGAAUCGAUGGUUUUACCGAUUCUACCCUUACCACUGAUUAAUUCAAAUGAAAUUAAGGUAUUAUUUGGCCCAUUGUCAAAAUGUGAGAAAGACAACAUUCCGGCAAGCCAUGUUUCCUUCAAUAGUCAAGAUGUAGAGGACGUUCGAUGGUCGAAACUGGAAGAAAUGUUGAUAACAGAAGUUCUAGGGUCUGUGCCAAUGAUAUUCAAACCAACUGUUGUUUUGUAUUCCGACAAAAGCAACAAUUCUACAAAGCCAAAUGCGGUUCUGAACGAACCUGUACACUACUCCAUAGAGCUACAUAAUCCAUUACAUAUACCACUACCAUUAUCUAACGUAAAGUUACUGUGGUCUUUUAAUAAAUGUGAACAAGACUUUGAUGAAGCAAGUGCUAAAUCAAAUUCAGAUCUACAAUAUAGUAAUAAAGAAUUUGAAACACAGUCAGCUCCGGUAGAAAGUCAGACUAUCGAAGCAAUUACGUUGCAGCCAAAUUGUAAACAAAGGAUCGUCCUGUCUAUAACUCCGAGAAAAAUUGGAGAAAUCAAAGUAUUGGGAGUGAGCUACAAUUUAUCUAAUCCUAAUCAAGCCGUCGCUGAUCAACCCAUCGUCAACCCAUGUAUUAGUAUAGCUGGUAAAAGGCUGUUUGAACUACAAGGGCCAAAGUUAAAAAAUGUUAAGGAAAAAACAGGAGCAAAAUUGUACGGAGAAGACUACAGAUUGGCAAUGAAUGUUGUUCACAGCGCUCCAUUUGCACAAUUAUCAUUCAGUAAGUUAUCACCUGAGAUGUUAUGUGGUGAAAUGCAAAGAGUUGAAGUUACUCUAAAAAAUAUUGGCAAUUCACCUCUGACGAACAUUCAUAUCGGUUCUACAAACCCCAAACUAUUUUCUUUGGAGAACCAUCCAACCGCCUCUAAUAAUGUGAAAGCGAGUCUUAUAACAAAAAUACAUCUGCCACCAUCAACAAAUGGAGUUUUGAAUGUCGGCGAAACGUACACGAUGCCGUUAUGGGUACGAGCUCCACACGAGAAGGGAAGUCACCGGCUGGAUUUGUUAUUCUAUUAUGAGAAUUCAAUGCCUAAAACCACUCCAAAGUAUAGACUAACUCGUCAUACAUGGCAUCUAACAGUUUUAAAUUCACUCCAAAUAUCUGCAACUGUUCGUCGAAGUGCAGUAGUUAGCAAAGAAACACUUCCUACGUUGAAUUUAAUUGUACAAGUCAAAAAUACAAAUCAAGUUCAUGAUCCGUUUAUGAAUGAGAUAGCCCUUAGUAAAGUAUCUUUCAAAAGUAAUUUAUGGACGCUAGCAGAGUCAACAGUCUUACCAAUGAACAUGAAAAUACAGCCUCAAGAAAUGUCACAUUUUUUCUUGAAAUUAUGUAAAAGAAAAGAAGACACGUCUGAAUUCUCUGACGUCUCAUUAAUAACUGAAAAAUCCUCUGAGUCAAUUACGGAUUCGCCAUACAUAGAUUUUAUUCAACGAAGAAAUAUUAGACCAUUGAAUUGGAGUGAAACACAAAAUGAAACACAGCACCAGCAACAAGUUCAGAUACCUGAAAAAUCCCCUUUUUCUGAUUGUAUGACGGUGGAUUCGACAAUUAUCUUACGAUGGAGUGCAAGUAUAAAGGAAAGAGGAGCUUUAACUAGACAUGUAAUUGGUCAGCAUCAUAUGGACCUAGAUGUUUUAAAUAAAACCUAUAAGCAUCCGGAUGAACCGAAAGCAGCACAAGACGAGUAUGGUGGUCACCUCAGAAUUUUUGGACCAGACAGAAAUGUGCCUGAUUCGACGACUGUUACAAGGAAAGAUGAUUUCACUGAGCUGGAGUUACAGCAAAGCUUAGUAAUUUUCGCACUGCAUCACGUUCGGCAAGCUGCACAUAACUUCAAACUAAGUAGAUUAUGUGUUGUACCAGUACAGCUCCGUUUGCAGAACAAUUCGGGAACUGCAGUUGACGUUAAAAUCACGACAGUUGGAACAAGCAGCCAAUCUCAAUUACCUAGUAUAAAGUCCCAACUGUACUCGCCGCAGGGGUCGACUUCUUUUAGAUAUAUAUCUCAUACAGCUGUCAAUUGUCAGUUAGAACCACAUGGCUGUCACUCAGUUACGCUUCAGGCAUUAAUAACAUCCCCUGGGACCUAUGAUUUGGCAUCGAGAAUCGAGGUAUCUGUAAAAGUUGUAAGUAGUAGUGAAUUUAUUCCACAGAAAUGGAGACUAGAAAGUGUAUGUAUUGUCAGUGACGAUAGUUUGUAAAACAAAUGUCAUCAAAUUCAAAAAUUGUUUCCAUUUAAUAAUAAUCAGUUCAAACUUAGCAAUAUUUAUUUGUAAUCAAACAAACCUAGAAUUAAACCAGACGCUCCAGGCCUAGUUUUGAUUUACUAGCUUAGCCAUUCCAUCCCCUCUAACACUCAACUGUCAACCAAUUGAGUAUAGGUAUCCACCAGAUAUGAAAUUGUAACCGUAAUUAGAAUAUUAUUGAAAUCCAUGAAAUUCUGAUAAUAUACGAAAAUUUGCUUUGCUUAAA